ACUGGAGCUCUGUUGUUGUUUUAUUCCCAUGCAACCACGUGUGUUUAGCUCACAUCAGUUGUGUUUCGCAGUUCACCGUCUUUCUAAUUUCUCUGCUGACUUUUUAAUUUAAAUUUUAAAGUAGAUAUGGCCCGGAAAAGAAAGGGACGUUCAGUUCGGCGCAACAAAAACAAAGCACCUGGCGAGGGAAACGAGCCAGAAGAACUGACCAGGGCACCUCAUUCAUUUGUUAUUACCCGUGGUAGCACCAGUGGCUAUGUUCAAGAACUGACCAAAGAUUUCAGAAAGGUCAUGGAGCCAUUUACUGCUGUCAACCUCAAGGAACGUAAAACAAACAAACUCAAGGACUUCGUGUCCAUCGCCGGCCCUCUACAUGUGUCGCACCUCGUCAUUUUCACCCAGACCGACAUGUCCAUUUACAUGAAAAUUGCAAAGGUUCCUAGAGGACCUACAAUGACGCUCAAAGUGCUGGACUAUGUUUUGGCUAGAGACGUUCUUUCAUCGCUGAAGAAGCCCAUUGCCAGUGACAAAAUGUUCGCGAGUGCGCCUUUGGUGGUGCUCAAUAGUUUUUCUGGUGAAGGAAUGCAUUUGAAACUGCUUGCAUCUGCUUUUCAAAAUAUGUUCCCCUCUAUCAAUUUGACCAAGGUGAAGUUGAGCACAGUACGACGGUGUUUGCUGCUGAACUACGACCCUGAGACAAAACUGAUCGACUUCAGACACUAUGCGAUUAGAGCCGUGCCAGUGGGACUGAACAGGGGCGUGAAGAAAAUAGUUCAGAGCAAGAUUCCUGACUUGUCUAAGUUUGAUGAUAUUUCUGAGUAUAUCAACCGUGAUGGUGCUGCGUCAGAGAGCGAGGCUGAGGACGAUCCAAACAGCCAUGUGGUACUGUCCCAAGAUCUUCCUUCGAGAGGAGCAGUUGCAUCUGCUAAUACGGCAAUUAGACUUUCGGAACUUGGACCUAGGCUUACGUUGCAGCUUGUGAAAGUUGAAGAUGGUCUGAUGGGCGGAAAUGUCAUGUACCACGAGUUUGUGUCAAAGACCGAAGAGGAAAAGAAAGCAAUAAGCAAACUCAGAAAUGAGAGAAAGCAAAUAAAGGAAGAGCGCAAGAAGAUUCAAGAGAACAAUUUGAAGAGGAAGCUUGAUGCUAAGGAGGAGCACAAGCGCAAAUCUUUGAAGGGCCAAAUGAAGAAUGAAGAGCCUAUGGAGGAAGCAGUGGAUGAUGAUGUGGAAUACUACAAGAAAGAAGUUGGCCAUGCUCCUGACGAAGGACUCUUUGAAGCACCAAGAGCAAAGAAGCCCAAGUACAGCCCAUUCGACAAACUCCGAAAAAAUAAGAAGAAUCAGGAUAGCAGGGAUAGCGGUUCCAAGAGUAAUACUAAAGUACCAAGCGGAAGACAGAAGUACAUCGCUACAAAAAAUACGCUGAAGAAUACAACAGGUGGCAAGAGAGGUGGCAAGGGUGGAGGCAGGGGAGGUGGAAGGGGAGGAGGCAGGGGUGGAAAAAGACGCUAAUUCAUUAUUGGUCUAAGAAUAAAUUUAUUUAAGAAAUAA
Cloeon dipterum is the source of this 1551-nucleotide messenger RNA. RefSeq names its product Brix domain-containing protein peter pan (gene ppan). Gene Ontology annotation, molecular function: rRNA binding. The record is from RefSeq and is a predicted model, not a curated record. The coding region runs from base 127 to 1512 and encodes 461 amino acids. NCBI's taxonomy places the organism in Eukaryota, Metazoa, Arthropoda, Insecta, Ephemeroptera, Baetidae. Gene Ontology annotation, biological process: rRNA processing; ribosomal large subunit assembly. The transcript has 8 exons. Gene Ontology annotation, cellular component: preribosome, large subunit precursor.